UGGGGACGCUUGGGCAAUCGGAUAUUUCAAGUGGCGGGUCUGCUCGGUAUAGCUCGAGAUAAAGAAAUGAGACCUUUCUUGGAAACAGACAAUGAACUGUUGACACUAUUCCAACUUCCGGAUGUUGAACUGCAGGCCCCUGGAGAGUGUGAUCAGUAUCGCUUCCAUCGCGAACGCAGGGUCAGAGCGUGCGAUCCUGAAACAUACAACUUCAGUAACAAAAGAAACAUGCGCAUUGGAGAAUAUUUCCAAUCCUGGAAAUACUUUCGUAACAUCACGUCGUUUAUCCGACGCCAAUAUCAACUAAGGCCAACAAUUAAGCAUGAAGCCAGCAUUGUAUUAAUGCGAACAUUUUUGUUACAAAAGUUUUCACUAGAGAGACUUUGGGCGAGUACUCUGGUAGCUGUCCAUGUCCGACGAACAGAUAUGGUGGGCUCAGAUGCCAACACAGCUCCCCCAUCUUAUCUGGAGAAUGCCACUAAGUAUUUCCGUGGACAGUUCAAAAAUGUGUUGUUUGUAGCGGCAUCUGAUGACAUAACGUGGACAAUGAAGUACCUGCCGCACAACGACACAGUGUUUCUACAGGGUAACCGAGCAGAGCUAGACUUUGCCAUCUUGUCAAUGUGUGAUCAUACCAUUAUGACCAUUGGUACUUACGGUUGGUGGAUCGCCUGGCUUGUUGGUGGCAACACAACCUACUAUGGGAAUCCACAUGUUAUAGGCUCUGCCCUAGAUUUCCAUACGGUGCUAGACGACUAUAUUCCGCCAGGCUGGAUUGGUUUGGCGUAA
Molecule: messenger RNA, 789 nt
Organism: Liolophura sinensis
Lineage: Eukaryota; Metazoa; Mollusca; Polyplacophora; Chitonida; Chitonidae
Product: galactoside alpha-(1,2)-fucosyltransferase 1-like
Exons: 1
Biological process (GO): carbohydrate metabolic process
Cellular component (GO): membrane
Molecular function (GO): galactoside 2-alpha-L-fucosyltransferase activity
Source: RefSeq, a predicted model, not a curated record